AGGAGGAGGAGGAGGAGGAGGAGGAGGAGGAGGAAGACGAGGGCUCUGGGCCUGCCCCGCUGCUUGCCGGGGCCGGGCUCGCCGGGCGUCUGCGUCCCGCCCCCGCCCCGCCUCCUCCUCCCCCCCUCCGCCUGCGGCGUGGUGGAGCCGGGCUGAGGCGGAGCGGGGCGGCCGGAGAGGCUGGCGGCUGGGCUCGGUUUCCUGCUCGGUGGGCGUCAGCCGGGCCCCGGCGGGCCCCGCCUCCCCCGGCCGCCCGGCCGGCCCCGCAGCCGUCAGUCAAGGCAGCGGGCUGAGGCCGGCGGCGGCGGCGGGCGGAGAGAGAGGCAGCUACGCCACAGCCCAGCGGCGGCCAUUCGUGGAAAAAUAGGCCGUCCCGCUCCUCCCAGCUCCGGCUGCGACCGGCCUUCUCCCCGCUACCCCCACCCCACCCUCCGCCUCCUCCUCCUCCUUCUCCUCCCCCCUAGAGCGGCGCCUCAGCGGGGCAUUAAUGCGGGAUGAGCGAUCAAAAGAAGGAGGAAACUAUGCCCACAGAGGGAGAGAAAUCUCCCGAGGCAGAGAAUAACAACAAUAAUAAUAAAAAAGGGAAAACUGGAGGCUCACAGGAUUCUCAGCCUUCACCUCUCGCUUUGCUAGCAGCCACUUGCAGCAAAAUAGGAACUCCUGGUGAGAAUCAAGGAACUGGACAGCAGCAGAUUAUUAUAGAUCCAAAUCAAGGUUUGGUGCAGCUUCAGAAUCAGCCACAGCAACUAGAAUUGGUAACAACUCAGCUUGCUGGAAACGCUUGGCAGCUUGUUGCCGCUGCUCCUUCUGCUUCAAAAGAAAAUAAUGUUGCUCAACAAGGAUCUUCCGUUGCCUCGAGUGCAGCAAGUCCCUCCAGCAGUAACAAUGGAAGUGCAUCUCCUUCAAAAACCAAAUCGGGCAAUUCUUCUGCAACAACCCCUGGACAAUUCCAAGUCAUUCAAGUACAAAAUCCAAGUGGUAGUGUCCAAUACCAAGUGAUCCCACAGAUUCAGACAACAGAAGGUCAACAGCUUCAAAUCAAUCCCUCUAAUGCUACUGGUCUGCAAGACAUACAGGGUCAAAUUCAGCUUAUUCCUGCAGGGAAUAAUCAAGCUAUCCUCACAACUGCAAAUAGGACAGCUUCAGGGAGCGUUCUUGCUCAAAACCUAGCGAAUCAGACAGUUCCAGUCCAAAUUAGGCCUGGUGUUUCCAUACCACUGCAACUGCAAACUAUUCCUGGUACUCAGGCGCAGGUUGUAACGACGUUACCUAUAAACAUUGGUGGGGUAACCCUAGCAUUGCCUGUGAUAAACAAUGUGGCAGCUGGAGGAGGUUCGGGUCAAGUUGGCCAGUCUACUGAGAGUGGAGUUUCUAAUGGAAAUCAGCUAGCAUCAACGCCCGUCACUUCUGCCUCUGUUACUACAAUGCCAGAGUCUCCUUCCUCAUCUUCCACCUCUACGACCACUGCCUCAACAUCUCUAACGAGCAGUGACACGCUAGUAAGCUCUGCAGAAACAGGACAGUACACAAGCACAGCAGGCAGCAGUUCAGAGCAGACAACUGAGGAACCUCAAACCGCUACAGACUCUGAAGCACAGAGCUCCAGUCAGCUUCAGUCCAAUGGACUACAGAAUGUCCAGGAUCAGUCGAGUUCCCUUCAGCAGGUCCAAAUCGUAGGUCAGCCUAUUCUGCAGCAGAUACAGAUCCAGCAGCCUCAACAGCAGAUUAUUCAGGCCAUUCCUCCACAGUCGUUUCAGCUCCAGUCAGGACAGACUAUACAGACCAUCCAGCAGCAGCCUUUGCAGAACGUUCAGCUGCAGGCAGUGAGUCCAACUCAGGUGCUCAUCAGGGCUCCAACUUUAACACCAUCAGGGCAGAUCAGCUGGCAAACUGUACAGGUUCAGAAUCUGCAGAGCCUUUCAAAUCUUCAAGUUCAAAAUGCUGGGUUACCCCAACAGCUAACUAUUACCCCCGUGUCUUCAAGUGGUGGCACAACCAUUGCCCAGAUUGCACCAGUGGCUGUUGCUGGUACCCCCAUCACCCUGAACGCUGCCCAGCUUGCUUCAGUACCUAAUCUUCAAACAGUAAGUGUUGCCAACCUGGGUGCUGCAGGUGUUCAAGUUCAAGGAGUUCCUGUUACCAUUACGAGUGUUGCGGGUCAACAGCAAGGACAGGAUGGAGUAAAAGUACAGCAAGCCACAAUAGCUCCUGUUACUGUAGCAGUAGGUGGCAUUGCUAAUGCAGCAAUUGGUGCUGUUAGUCCUGAUCAGAUAACACAAGUGCAGCUGCAACAGGCUCAACAAGCUUCUGACCAGGAAGUGCAACCUGGCAAGAGAUUGAGAAGAGUUGCCUGCUCAUGUCCUAAUUGCAGAGAGGGAGAAGGAAGAGGCAGCAAUGAGCCAGGAAAAAAGAAACAACAUAUCUGCCAUAUUGAAGGAUGUGGAAAAGUUUAUGGCAAGACAUCUCAUCUUCGAGCACACCUGCGCUGGCAUACUGGUGAAAGACCAUUUAUAUGCAACUGGAUUUUUUGUGGCAAGCGAUUUACAAGGAGCGAUGAGUUACAAAGACAUAGAAGAACUCACACAGGUGAAAAAAGAUUUGAGUGCCCGGAAUGUUCUAAAAGGUUUAUGCGAAGCGACCAUCUCUCAAAACAUGUCAAAACUCAUCAGAACAAGAAGGGUGGUGGAACGGCCCUUGCUAUUGUUACCUCAGGAGAACUGGACUCUUCAGUUACUGAGGUUCUUGGUUCUCCAAGAAUUGUCACUGUUGCUGCCAUUUCUCAAGAUUCAAACCCAGCAACCCCUAAUGUUUCAACAAACAUGGAAGAAUUCUGAAAGGAUCAUUUAUAUGGAUGCCUAGUGCUGCACUUAAGUUUACAUACCUUUCAGGAUAUGGAAGUGGGCUGGUAAAGUGGAUUACAGAGCAGGAAAUCAUGUUUUCAGUCAUGACUUCUGUAAGUGUUCCAGGUUGGAGGGUCAGCAUGGGAAGUGUACACCGGUGCAACAAGACAAAAAUUUCAAAAAUACAAACAGCGCAAAUUGAUGUACUGGAUAAACAGAUGGGGGAAUAUUAUUUCCAUACUGUACUUUUUUAGUUAUAUGUCUGUAUGUCAUGUAAUGAUUUUAAAUGAACUCCCCCCCCCCAUUUUAGCAUUGUAUGUUAAUGUGUUCAUAAAAUUAGAUAAUAUCAAUGUAAAACAGGGUGGAGCUUGACUAGGAUUAAUAUCAUUUGAUGAAGGUACUUUGUUUUUAUAAUAAAUUUGUAAUAUUUUCAUGAGAACAUCAUUUUCCCAUAAGGCACAGCAAAGCCGACUGAACGAUAGUGGAAAUAUUUUAAGGUUUUGCUCAGUCCAUAGAACACGUCAGUUGAUUUUGGCCGUCUUUUCUCAAGUUUUGGAAUUACUCAACUAGCAGCUGGAUGAUGCAUGCUGCGAAGUGGUUCUGAGGUGGACCUCAGAUUAAUGUUGACCACUACAUUAUAGUAGUGUGUAUAAAUGACAAUCAGUGAGUUCUAAUUCCUCUCUUUGUUUGGAGAGCUAAGGUUAUGUAGAAUUAGUGUAUACAGUAGGAAAGAUAAACCCAUAGAAAGAUAGUAACAUAAGAUUUUACAAAAGUAACUGUAUCUUUAUGUAGGAUGAAAAAUGAAUAUGGCAGCUUUUGUGUCAGUUUUUGGUAUUUCAUUAUAUUUUAAAACAUUUGUGGUCCAUUUAUAACCUUGUAGGUAACAUGAAUCAUUAAAACUCGACCUUAAGUAUUUAAGUGUUUUAAUUUUGUUAGAAUUCAUGGAAAUUAAUGAGACAAUUGAGUGUUGUAGCUCAUUCUCCAGUAUCUUCUCUCUGUAAAUACUAGUUAUUAUAUUGUGGUUAAUGUGCUGAGUUCUUUAUGCUUUGACUUAAUAGCCAAAGAAAAGAAUUAAUUAUCACAUUUUAACCAAAAAAAGGUAUUGACAGUAAACAUUUUCUCUCUUUUCCCCUAAAUAUUACUGUCUUUGUUUUCUCUUCAAGGAUAAUAUGUGGGCUGGUAAUAAAUAUCUGUUACCUAUCAGGUCUUACAUUGAGCCUCCAACCACAAAACAAACUGGGGAAAGACAAAUAUAGUUAUCUUUUUACUACAUGACUUUUUGAUUUCAAAGGUUUGGUUACAUUUUCAGAUGUACCAGUUUAAUAGGGAUAUAGAGGAAAUUAAAAACAACGAUAACAAAAACAAACUGCAUUUUGUAUGUGAAAACUCCAGUACAUACAAGGAGGAAAGAUGGCCAAAUAUUUCAUACUCAGGAUUUAUAAUUACUUCCCAUAGGUAUAAAAAUAACCUUUUACACAUACAGUCAUUUGGUAAUAAUUCUCAUGACCAUUUUUAGAAAAAAUUUCUACACCAAAAUAUUUUUGAUGUAACUAAAGGAAGUACAGUGCAAGAAGGGUAAGUUGGUUUUUUUCCCAGCAAAUUCCAAAAGGACGAAUGUGUUUGGUAGCUGUUGGUUUGAGAGACGUAACAGAUACCUUGUGCAUUCCCUCACGAAACAUAUAUUUCUCAUCUGAAUACUUUAUCAAUCUUGUGGUGUUUUCUGUAUUUUUGAAGCAAGAGAAAUACCAAUCAUUGUUUACACUGUGUACACUUUAGGCCAGCCCUUUGUAGCAAAAUACUAAGCUGAAGGUAUUUUAUACUUUCAGUUUACAUAAAAAGCUUUGAGAUUAAAGAAAAACAAUUUUACACUGUGGUUAUAAAUUUCAAGUUUCUUAAAGCUUUUGUAGACUUGUAACAGAGUCUUUAAAUUUUAGUUGGGUUUUGUACAUUAUUUUGUAUAUUUUAUUUAAAGUACUCUUAACUGAUGUAUCUGGAUUUAAAACAUCAGAAUCAAUUAGAUGUUACAUUUAAUACAGAUGAACAUUAGGUAGUAUUAACUGUUAAUUUUAUUAUAUAGGAAAUGAAACGUCAAAUAUAUAUUUUAUCAUUAAGCUUCACAAUCAGUGCUAUAAAUUUCUUUAUGCAAAGAAAAAACUUUCCUAAUGUUAAUACCAUGUUUCCUAGAAAUUAACAAUUUUUGUAAAUGGAAGUUACGAGCAUUCUGCACAGCCAUUUCAUACAUAAUUUUUUCAUGCAUACUUAUGUAUGCAGAUAGGAAACUGAAGUAAUUUUUAAUCUGCGAUGAGUCCCUAUUAUAGAUGUAUCAGACCCUAAAUCUGGUUGGCUUCAUAGCAUCUCAAGUACAUUAACUUGUGUUAGCAGGUGCACAUUUUACCGCUGGAAUUAGAAGCAUUUUGCCAGUCUGUUCUGCAUACCAUUCUGAAUCCACUUUUCUGUCUUAAAAGGAUCGUAAAUUUCAAUGUCCUUUAUUUGACUCAGUGGGAUAUAGCUGUUGUAAGUAAUAGGGCACAGAUGUGCAGUAGUAUCUUGUUUAAUGGCAUUUCAUUGUUCAUUCCCUUUGCCACUGUUAAAAAUUUUGCUUUAUUGUAAUUAUCAGUGCAAAGUGUAUUUACCAUGGUAGAACUCCAGUGUUAGAAUAGUUUUUUUCUUACAAUAUACUUUCUUUGGUUAGGUUCGUGUAUGUGUUGCCGAUUACAUUAGAAAUUGGUGUUAAGUCAUUAUUUAUCACAUUCUUUCACGAGAGCAGUAAUAAAAGUGUGUAAUCUAGGAGAAAAAGUUAAUUUGUCAAAGUUAGGUAAGCAUGAUGUUUAGGUCCUAUUUUUCAAUUUUAUAACUGUUUUAUUGCAACAAUAUUUGUAUUUAAGUCUUCAUUUUAAUGCCUUGUGGUGUUUUUUUAUGCAUGUCACUGAAUUGUCAUCCCGCAAGAAUUGAUGUGCAGCAUAGGGUAUUAAAUCUACAUAAUGAUUUUGAAACAGAAAAAUAGUUGAUGGUAAAAAUGUAAAUGUUUUGCAAAAAUUCCUUAUAAAAAAGUUUUGUAGUAAUAUUUCACUUGUAAAUUUUUCUAAAAAAAUGGAAAAGGAAAAAAAUGAGAGUAACGUUUCCCCACAUCUAGAAUUUAGAAAUUCAUUCUGCCAGAAAAGCCUGUAAGGCAUUAAUUUGACACUUUUACAAUGCUGAUUUGUAUAAUUUUUUGGUGGGUUUGGAACUAAAAUCAUGUACAAGUUGUUGCCUGCAAUAACAUUUUGCAAGUAACCUAUUAAAAUUCCCUUGAGUUUAAAAGGUUUCUUCAUUUAAUUACUUACAAUAUAAAGCAGCAAUAAAUUACGUUUGAGUGAUAAUCUGUUCAUCAAGAAGAACACCAGAAAGCAAAUGCCUCUCAAUGGGGAAAGGUUGGCAGCAGCUUCUGGAUUUGUGUAAUUAAGACCUGUACUUGCUGGUCAGCGUUUCCCAACUGGCAAACUCCCAGCAGGGAAUUAAACCAGCAGAUUCUAGCUCAGCACGAAUUCCGUGGGAUUCGUUCGGCCCUUGGGAAUGGAAGUUACGGUUAUUCCUGAA
Molecule: messenger RNA, 6416 nt
Organism: Chroicocephalus ridibundus (black-headed gull)
Lineage: Eukaryota; Metazoa; Chordata; Aves; Charadriiformes; Laridae
Gene: SP4
Product: Sp4 transcription factor
Exons: 6
Coding region: 495-2834 (779 amino acids)
Source: RefSeq, a predicted model, not a curated record